Molecule: messenger RNA, 1955 nt
Organism: Aspergillus ochraceoroseus IBT 24754
Lineage: Eukaryota; Fungi; Ascomycota; Eurotiomycetes; Eurotiales; Aspergillaceae
Exons: 5
Coding region: 310-1884 (524 amino acids)
Biological process (GO): DNA repair
Cellular component (GO): nucleus
Source: RefSeq, a predicted model, not a curated record
UUCUUUUUCUGUUCUUUUUUUUAAAAAUAUAUAUAUAUAUAUAUUAGUAGUAUUUGAGUGAUCAGACACACCUCUUAUUUAUCUGACCGAAUUUUUUGGCUUUUAUCUACAUCUACGGUUCGACCUGCCUGCCUCCGGAACCGUCCAUCGCUCUUCCUCUCAUAACCGCCUAUAGUACCAGUCUUUCCCUCCCACCACCUCGACCUUCUAUUCUCCUAUCCCUUGUUCUCAAGGCUUGAUAUUUCUCCCACUUUUUGACUGUACAGAGAUCUGCACUUUGCCUAUUAUACCUCCUCAAGAGUAAAACCUAUGCCUCAUCUAGAGACCGAAACAAUGGGAGAAACUUCUGUCAACGGUGAAAACGUUCAGUUCCACUUCCUGGAGCACCUUACAUCCUAUCCUAUCGUGUCCGACUCCAUCACCGUCUUCAAAACCAACAAGUAUGGUGCAAAGUCUCUAGAGUUUGCUGACCAAGGCUAUGGCUACGCCAAACCCUACCUCCCAUACUUCUCGAAGCCCUAUGGUUACAUUGCGCCGUAUAUUGCCCGUGCAGACUCUCUUGGUGAGCAAGGGUUGAGCAAGGUGGACGAAACCUUUCCCUUUAUCAAGGAGGAUACGGGGAAGCUCAAGACUACGAUCUAUGAUACCGCCUAUUCGCCAGUGCGAUUCGCCGGGGAUGUGAAAAGCCAUGUCUUUGAAACCUACGGCUCAGAGUACAAGAAGUGUGGAGGUGACGGAUACGUCGCAACUGGCAAGGCUUUCGUCACCACUGGUCUUGUCCUUUCCCAAGAGUCGCUCGCCUAUCUCAGCUGUCUACUACAGAGGAAGAAGGUACAAGUCAAGGAUAUGGAACCACAAUACGAAUCCUCCAGCGACCGCGAAGAAGAAGCCGAUGAUUCCUCUUCAAACCCCCAGCCCCAAGCAAGCACCCGACAAAAUGGCAGCGGCCAUCGCCAGCGCCGAAUCCGCGCAGAGGCAGGUUCCUCAUCUGAGGACGACGAAAGUGCAGAGGAGCCAGGCACCAACGGCCCAAGUAGCACAGACGUUAUGGUCAAGAAACUGGUGCGACUAGCGCUUUCAAGCGAGUACUCGCGCCAACCGAUCCGGCGAGUCGAUAUCAGCAAUAAAGUGUUGGGCGAGCAGGGGUCGCGACAAUUCAAGAUGGUGUUUGAGGCUGCGCAGCGAGUUCUCGAGUCGAAUUUCGGGAUGCAGUUGACCGAGUUACCGGGGAAGGAGAAGGUGACGAUUCAGCAAAGGAGGGCGGCUCAAAAGGUCGACAAACCAUCGUCGACGAAUAAAUCGUGGAUUCUCACGAGUACCUUGCCUUCUGCUUAUCGGAGACUGGAGAUUCUCCAGCCGACGAAGGCGCCCCUCGAGAGUUCCUACACGGGGCUAUAUACCUUUAUCAUUGCAGUGAUUUUACUUAACGGGGGUACCUUGCAGGAGCAAAAGCUUGAUCGGUACCUCAGGCGUGCGAACGCGGAUACAUAUACCCCGGUUGAUCGGACAGAUCGGCUCUUGCAGCGGCUUUGCAAGGAGGGGUACUUGAUACGGAAUCGGGAGAUGGACGGAGGCGACGAGAUUAUUGAAUAUAUGGUUGGGCCGCGGGGGAAAGUUGAAGUUGGUGCGCGGGGUGUGGCUGGGCUUGUGCGCGAGGUCUACGGGAAACAGGCGAUGGUCGAGGACAACGAUACGACUGCUGCCGAGAGAGAACAGAUGGAAGAGUUUGAGUUUCGCUUGGCGAGAAGCCUCGGGUUUCGAAAAUCGGGCGAAGCACAGACGCAGGGUGCAGAUGAAGCGGCGGAGCAAGAAGCCAGACAGACGCAACAGAUGCAACGUCGUUCGGCGUCUGAGGAGGAGGAGGAGGAGGAUAGUGAUUAUUAACGUAUGGCUAUUUAGCGACUUUGGUUUUCUCGAUACCUAAUUUUAUACAUAUUUAAUUUCUUUCUCGCUCG